AUGGACUACGAAAAAACGGUCGAAGCGAUGGAUACGCAGGAUGACAAUGAAAUCGAUUCGCCCAACAUUCAGAACCUCACUAACGCAGUGGCUCCUCCAACAGCUGCUGCCAACGGUGGUGGUGGAAACGCUGAGGGCGGCGGGGAAGCGAUGGCGCUGGACGAUCAGGAUUACAUGAACGACGAGGUGCGAUCAGAGGCGACGUUCAGCUUUCAGAUCACCAAGUUCAGCAGGCUCAACGAAUCGGUACUCUCACCGCCGUAUUACGUGCGCAACCUGCCUUGGAAAAUUCUGGCUAUGCCACGCUCGAACGAUAACGCCGUCUCAGCCGGCAAAGGACUCGGCUUCUUCCUGCAGUGCAACGGUGAGAGCUCGAGCAACAACUGGAACUGUUCAGCAUCGGCAGAGCUGCGACUGUUGAAGGUUAACCCCCAUGCGGAACCGUUCAUAAGGCGAAUUCGGCACACGUUUUGCAUGCAAGAGAACGAUUGGGGCUUCUCAUCGUUCAUGAAUUGGCAGGAGAUUAUUGACCCGGCAAACGGGUUUAUAGAAAACGACACAAUCACUCUCGAGGUGUUCGUAAAUGCUGAACCACCGCGAGGCAUCUUUUGGGACUCGAAAAAGCACACCGGUUACGUCGGUCUGAAAAACCAGGGUGCCACGUGCUACAUGAAUUCGCUCCUUCAAACGCUCUAUUUUACGAACCAACUGCGGAAAGCGGUAUACAAGAUGCCCACCGAAGCAGACGAUGACUGUAAGUCGGUGGCCCUCGCGCUGCAACGCGUGUUCCACGAUUUGCAGACGCAGAACAAACCGGUCGGCACAAAGAAGCUGACGAAAAGCUUUGGCUGGGAUGCGCUCGAUUCGUUUAUGCAGCACGACGUGCAGGAGUUUCUGCGCGUGCUCCUCGAUAAGCUAGAGAAUAAAAUGAAGGGCACCAGCCUGGAAGGCACGAUCCCGAAGCUAUUCGAGGGCAAAAUGAUAUCGUAUAUCAAAUGCCAGAACGUGGAUUAUACGAGCCGUCGCACGGAGACGUUCUACGACAUUCAGCUUAACAUUAAGGGCAAGAAAAACAUCCAAGAGUCGUUUAAGGAUUACAUCGCGACCGAAAUUCUGGACGAUGACAACAAGUACGACGCUGGCGAGCACGGAUUGCAGAAGGCAGAAAAGGGCAUCGUUUUCAGCAAAUUCCCACCGGUGCUUCAUCUGCAUCUAAUGCGCUUCCAGUACGAUCCGAUUUCUGACAAUUCGGUUAAGUUCAACGAUCGUUUCGAGUUCGACGAGAAGAUCUACCUGGAUCAGUUCCUUGAGUCGAAAGAAGAAACACCAGCCACGUACAUUCUGCACGCGGUUCUGGUGCACUCCGGCGACAACCACGGGGGACACUACGUGGUGUACAUCAAUCCCAAGAACGACGCCAAGUGGUGCAAGUUCGACGACGACGUAGUGUGUCGCUGCACUGGCAACGAAGCGAUUGAGCAAAAUUAUGGUGGACACGAUAACGAGCUGAAUCUGCGGCACAGUAGCAACGCCUACAUGCUGGUGUACGUACGCGAAUCCGUCGUCCAUCAGGUGCUGGAGGAGGUGAAGGAAAGCGACAUCCCGGAGGAGUUAUUGGAACGGCUGAACGAGCAACGGCGUAUCCAGCAGGUUCGCCGUACGGAACGCACCGAAGCGUCUAAUUUCGUGAACCUCAACAUCCUGCUAGCGGAUUACAUGGAGGUGCACCAAAAGUCGGACUUAUUUGAUGCGACAACCGCCGCGUACCGCUCACUGAAGGUGCGCAAAACGAUGGACCUUGCGACCGUGGUUGUGCAAGUUGGGCGGGCGUUCAAAGUCGAACCGGGUCAGUACCGGCUGUGGGAGGUUAAGAAACCCUCCAACCAGAAACCCCACAAGUUCGAAUACAUCGAUCCGACGUCGACGGAGACGUGCAGCAAGUACGCCUUGCCAGAGACAAAGCACUCGUGCACGAUCUUCCUGGAGUUACCGCUGCCGGGCCGGAACGAACUCGAGCCUCCCAAGAUCACGUUCGAGGAUACGCUACUGUUUUUCAAAUUCUACGACCCCGUGGAAAAACGUUUGAACUACUGUGGCCACGGGCUCUACAAGCCGUCGACCACAGUGGCUGAGCUAGUGAGGGAAUUGAACAAACGCGCCUAUUUCGAAUCGGAUACCGAAUUACAGCUAUACGAGGUGGUGGACAUCAAUAAGGCUCUGAAAAUUACCGACCAGUUCCAGACGUUGCAGACGGUCCUGUCACUGUUAGGUCACGGUACGAUUAUCGUGUUCGAGAAAAUGCACCCUCCGCAGGAGAACCUCGAGUUUCCUACCUGUGAGGCGUACUUCAAGGAUCUAUUCUGCCGCAUCGAAGUCGUCUUUCUCGACACCCUCAUCCCGAACGAUACCGGCUUUACGCUCGAUCUCUCGUCUGAGUCAACGUACGAUCAGAUCGCGAAAGCGGUAGGCCGUCGCAUCAACGUAAACCCGUACGAGAUACAGUUUUUCAAGAGUAAAAAUUACAGUGACCUGCCAGGGCAGCCGUUGUCGCACAGCUUCGGCGGUUCGCUGCGGGAUGUGCUGCAGUAUAGCAAGACCAAGACGAUACGUAAACUGUUCUAUCAAAAACUCUCGAUCAAUAUCAAUGAGCUAGAGAACAAGAAGCAGUUCCGUUGUCUCUACCUAAUGCCGAACCUGAAGGAGGAGAAGGAGCUAAUUCUGUACCCAAACAAGAACGGCACCGUGCGCGACCUGCUCGAGGAGGCGCGGAAGGUGAUCGAGUUCGCGGAGGCUAGCACGAAGCAGUUACGGAUUUCGGAGCUUUCGAAAAAUCGGCUAUCACCCGGACCGGCUGAUGACACACCGCUCGACCAGCUGCACGACUACACGGAGAACCCGUUCGUGCAAAAGUCGAGCAUUGGUAGUCAAAUUAUGUACCGCAUCGAGGAGGUUGCCGAGGACGAAGUGACACUCGGUGAGAACGAGAUGCUUGUGCCCGUGCUACACUUCACCAAGGACAUUUCGAGCGUUUUCGGCAUCCCGUUCUUCAUUCGCACCGUGCAAGACGAAACGUUUGCCUCUCUCAAGGAACGCAUGAAAAAGAAGCUGGCGGUUUCGGAUAAAGAGUGGGAAAAGUACCGGCUAGCGAUCAUCACCGAGCACAUCGACUACAUCGACGACGAAAUGAUACUGAUAAAGCUCGAAACGUUCCGCGGCGACCCGAGCGAUCCGCACUCGCGCACCUACCUCGGGUUGGAGCACAUCAACAAAAACACCAAACGUAGCAGGUUUAACUACAUGGAGAAGGCGAUCAAGAUUUACAAUUAAAAGUAGCAUGAAUUG
Anopheles nili is the source of this 3342-nucleotide messenger RNA. It is a transcript of the gene Usp7, whose product is annotated as ubiquitin carboxyl-terminal hydrolase 7. The transcript has a single exon. The record is from RefSeq and is a predicted model, not a curated record. Lineage: Eukaryota; Metazoa; Arthropoda; Insecta; Diptera; Culicidae. Gene Ontology annotation, molecular function: protein binding; cysteine-type endopeptidase activity; cysteine-type deubiquitinase activity. Gene Ontology annotation, biological process: regulation of protein stability; protein deubiquitination. Gene Ontology annotation, cellular component: nucleus; cytosol. Bases 1 to 3327 code for a protein of 1108 amino acids.